CAGAGUCACGACGACGUGGUGACAUCCAGAGGAUCAUUAUCCUCACGACUGAUUUAUUAUUUUUUUUGUUCAUUAAUGAUUAUAUUUUAUAUAAUAAUAAUAAUAAAUAUUUAUUAAAUUUAUUAAAUUAUUUAUCGAAUUAAUUAGAAAUACUAAAUAAUUUUGCAAAACAAUUUUCGAAAUGAUUUUCUUUGUUGAUUAAUUUAUAUAAUUUUUAAAGUUUAAAUUGUUUUUUUUCGAGAGAGAUUAUUAGCAAGUGUUGAGGACUUAUAGGCAAUUAUUUAAAUUUAUUAAUUAUUUUGUUGGUAUAAUUUUGUUUUAUAAUUUAUAAAUUAAUUGUGUUGUUUAUUGUGUCGGUGAUUUUAAAAACGUGUUUGUGUUUAUAUUGUGACAAAAAUUAUCGGGUGACAUUUAAGCUAGGUUUGAAAAUUUCCCGCGCGCUUAAUUUACAAAUAAAAAAAUUAAAUACAUUUAUUAAUUGAAUCAGUGAUGUUUCGAAAAUAAUUAAAAUUAAAAAAAAAAAAAAUGUAAAUAGUGCCAAGAAAGAUUAGAAAAAUUAAUAUCAAAUUAAUUGUUGAAAUCUUUUUACAUUGUAUAAAAUUAGAAAAUCAACAUCACCAAAAAUGUGGAAAGACAGCGGACCAACUAUGGACAAUUCGACAUACGUGCCGAAUCACCUUCCACCAUCGUCCUUGGUUGUAUUUUCACAGGCUGGGGGACUCCCCGAUGCCCUGAGAAUGCAGAGACCCUUCAAUCCACAAGUGACAGAUUCAAAGGAUCUUCAGGUACCAUUUAGUACAGCAGCAUCAUUGGGCUACGGUCUUCAUCAUAUGCUACAUUUACCACACCAAUUUCUUCAUCCACUUGAUCCACGUUCACCAUUUGGUGCGUUUAGACCACUUGGUCCAUCAGCAUUUGCACCACCAAGUAAAUGUUUAAAAGUUGAAACUGGUAAUACAAGUGUAUCAUCUGGUUUAGCAAGUAUAAGUUCCUUGUCAAGUAUGUCUAAUAUAUUUUCACCAUCAUUACCAUCAUCUGGUGGUGGAAUAACACAAAAUAAUAAUUUAACAACAUCAACUGGACAAGAUAAUAAUAUUGCACCACAAAGUCCAGCUGGUUCAGCUAGUAGAUCACCACUUGGUAAUGCACCUGGUUCAACUUGUCCAUCAAAUAGAGGACAAAGUCCUGAUGAUGAUGAUCGUGAUACAAAUGCAACACCUGGAUCAGAAAAUACGGAACGUUCAACACCAGAAGAAGGACGACCUUACAGACUGGGGCCUGUAUUCGGGGGCCGAUGCGGCGCGGAGGCGCUUGGUCUGGGGCUGGGACUGUCACUGGGCCCGGCCUACAGGUUCGCACUGCCCCCGGGACUCGCUGCCAAGACCACUCGUUGCCUUGUUUUCGACCAAGGUAAGAAAAAAUUUACAUCUGAUCCAUCAUGCUGUCCAGUAUGCAGUGUAACACUUCGACCACAAGAAUUAGAACAACAUUUUGCCCAAGAAUUAGAUCGUUUAUAUAAAAUAUCAUUAAAUAAUAGACCAAGACAAAGAUCAAUAUUACCACCAAAUAAUACAGAUAAUAUACAUGGACAAAUGUUACAUGCACCAUCAACAACUGAUGGUACAUUACAAGGUAGAUGGGAAACAUAUAAAAGAAUACGUUCAAAUCGUCAAGCAAGAAUACGUGUUAAAAAUCGUAAAAGAAAAGUUGAUGAACCAUCAUGUCCAGUAUGUAGUGAAAGAUUAACUGGUACAUCUGAUGAACUUAAUCAACAUGUUGAAAGAUGUCUUCAUAAACAUAAUGGUGCUAAUAGUACUGGUACAAUUAAUAUGGAUGAUGAAGAAGUUGAUGUUGAAGGUGAUACUGAUACCUUUGAAGAAUACGAAUGGGCUGGACAAAGAAGAAUUAGAGCAACUUCAAUGUUAAUUGGUGGUUUUACUGCUGUUGGAUUAGCAACAUCAUCACGUGGUAAUGGUGGUGCAUCAUCACGUCAAGAAGAAGAAGAGGAUCUUGUUGUUGAUGGUGAUGAUGCUGUACAAUUUGGUCCAGCUCAAUAUUCUGAGGCUGAUGUUAUUGCACCACGUGUUGAUGGUACACCACGUGAACAAAAAGAACGUGAUGCACUUAGAGAAGCUGUUAUAUCACCAAAUGCACCAUUAACACCACAUACACCACCAGAUCAACCACAUGGUGCACAAGUUGAAAUUAAACCGGAACCAGGUAUUAUUAAUAAUUCACCAUCAUCAACACCGUCAUUAUUAAGACAACAAAAUGAAGAUGUACAAAUGUCAUCAUCAUCACCUAGUAAUGAUAGUAAUGAUACACCUGUUGUUGAUGCACUACGUAAUAGAAUACGUGAUUUAGAAAAUGAAAUGAGAGGACAACCUUUUAAAUGUCUCAUUUGUAUGGAGCAGUACAAAAAACCAGUGACAUCAGUUUGUUGUUGGCAUGUACAUUGUGAACAGUGCUGGCUUCACACACUGGGAGCAAAAAAAUUAUGUCCACAAUGCAACAUGAUAACGUCACCAACGGAUCUCAGGCGAAUUUACAUGUGAAGAUUAACUGUAAAUAUCAACUGGUCCAAUAUGAAAGUGAACUAGAAAAAAAAAUGAUAAUGAAAAAAAAAAAAAAAUACUGUAUAUUUUGUAUAUUUAUUAAGUUGAUUAAAAAAAUUUUUCCCAAAACCCUUGUGACAUCCUAUUUAACAUUUAGUAAAUUAACAUGUCUAGCUGAUAAUUAGCAAAAGAAAUAAUAAUAAUUAAAAACUAAAUAAAAAAAUAAUAAUAUAAUUAUAUAAAUUAAAAAAUUAUUCAAUCAUAUUAGCCGUUGUCCUGCCCUCGAUAAAAAUUCACAAAUACUUGUAUUAAUAAGUGAAAAAAAAAUAAUAAAUAUAUAUAAUGUAAUUACCAUCAGAAAAAAAAUUGAAUUUGAUAGAAAUUAAAAUUUCGAAAUUUAUAAAAAUCGACGGGCCACGGUGACAUCCGUCCUCGACAUAUGAAAAUGAUGAUAAAAAAAAUUCUUUGUGUAAAUAUAGCUUGCAAAAUGAAUGAGAGAAUAAAAUAUUUAAAAAUGUCCCGAAAAUUGAAAAGAAAAAUGAAAUGUAUUCAAAAUAAAAAGACCAUUUGAAAUGUG
Molecule: messenger RNA, 3132 nt
Organism: Aphidius gifuensis
Lineage: Eukaryota; Metazoa; Arthropoda; Insecta; Hymenoptera; Braconidae
Product: E3 ubiquitin-protein ligase Rnf220-like
Exons: 8
Coding region: 624-2555 (643 amino acids)
Biological process (GO): protein ubiquitination
Molecular function (GO): ubiquitin protein ligase activity; metal ion binding
Source: RefSeq, a predicted model, not a curated record